AUAUGAAGGGGAAUUCAUGCAAGGCUGGUUCCACGGCCACGGAAUCUUCUGGAGAAACGACAACAUGAGGUUUGAGGAGAGUUUAGAGGAGGACGCAUCUGGGGCCUCGGCCUCGUGACUUACGCAGAUGGAUCCAACGGCUUCCCGCGUAAUGAGGGAUUCUUCCAAGAUUGCCGUUUUAUGAGGAAGACUAAGUGUCCUCAAGUCAUCCAGAGGGCUCAGAAGGUGUCUCACAUCGCCCGAG
Penaeus vannamei (Pacific white shrimp) is the source of this 244-nucleotide messenger RNA. Lineage: Eukaryota; Metazoa; Arthropoda; Malacostraca; Decapoda; Penaeidae. The record is from RefSeq and is a predicted model, not a curated record.